Molecule: messenger RNA, 2074 nt
Organism: Nematostella vectensis (starlet sea anemone)
Lineage: Eukaryota; Metazoa; Cnidaria; Anthozoa; Actiniaria; Edwardsiidae
Product: serine protease inhibitor dipetalogastin
Exons: 3
Coding region: 353-1399 (348 amino acids)
Biological process (GO): cell differentiation; multicellular organism development
Molecular function (GO): protein binding
Source: RefSeq, a predicted model, not a curated record
UCUUAAGACAGUUCUAAGCUGAGGCUAUCUAGGGUUCAUAGGGAGUGUUUUCAUGAUCGUGUUUCCGGCAUCUCUUCUUACGUACGUCCCUUCUAAAUGGAACCAUAUGAGAUGCUAUCUUCAAACCAAACAGGACACGAAUUAAUGAAUAACUCUCAGAAAUGCUAGGAAUGAAGGCUAAUGGCAAGGGAAGACAAUAAACAGCACGAAGGCGACGGGAUGACAUUAGUCCGUCUGCAUGCUGAGAGAAGCAGUACUACAAAAGCUCUCGCUCGCUCAGCCCACUAGUUUGCCCAGUUUACACGUCUCAUAGGUCACUCGACGAUCGCUCCGCACUCUCCAAGCGUUGAAAAUGUGCCGGAUUCUACUAACACUUCUGGUCGUGGUGGCGAUAGUUUCGGCUGCACAAGCCAGGAAGGACCGAGUGAAGAAGGCGAAAGAUUGUUCCCGCCCUUGUCCGAGAAUUCUCACGCCAGUCUGUGGCAGCGACCGUGUGAGCUACAGCAACAUGUGCGCCUUCAGGAACGCGCAAUGCCUCGCUCUCGAACAAGGCCAAAAGCUGCUGCUUCAGUACGAAGGGGAGUGCGGGAAACCAAAACCAAUCAAAAAAGCAAAAGUCAGCAAAGUCAAUAAUAAUGGAAGGCGUAAAGAGAAAAAUAGAGGGCAGAAAAGACCAAAGAGAUGCCGCCCUGAUACUACCCACUGCAAGACCAUCAACUCUACCCGAAAUGCCGUCUGCGACAGCAACGGCACGACUCAUAGUACUUACUGUCAUUUCAAAGUCGCCCAGUGUAAGGCAGCUCUUGCUGGACAGAAUUUGAGCCUGCGAUAUAAGGGUGUCUGCGGUAAGCCCAAGCGGCAAGUCGUAUGUCCACAGGAAUCCCAGUGUGAUCUAAAAAACAGACCGAUUUGCGGAGAAGACGAGAAAACGUACAGAAACCUGUGUCUUUUCCUUGUCGCCAAAUGUAAAGCGAAGAAGGAUGGAAGGCGGCUGAAGCUCAAGUAUAGGGGUGCCUGUGGAAACCCAACUCCUCGCAAGUCUUGUCCCCCGCGAACCUGCCCAAAACAGGACAAACCGGUUUGUGGCUCAGACGGAAAAACCUACAGAAACGGCUGUGAAUUGGCGACAGCAAAAUGUGCCCUACCUAAGGGGCAAAAACGACAACUGACCCUUAAACAUCGGGGACCCUGUGGCGCCCCUAUCACAGCAAAACCGUGCAUGACCAAGCAGAAAUGCCGCCGAAAGCGUGACCCUGUGUGCGGCUCGGAUGGCGUGACUUAUCGGAGCAAAUGUCACCUGCGAGUGGCAAAGUGUCUGCGCAAGCGCAAAAGGCGAUCUCAGCUUGUGCUCAAGCACAUGGGGCCCUGCGGAAAACUCGUGAACGGAAUAGGAAAGUAAACUGUGCGGAAUAUCUAUUAUUUGUCAUUAUCUUUCACUAGUGCUUGUGGUAUUUAAUGUCAAGCUGUUACAUUAAAAGUGUACAAAGAUUUAGUAAAAUGGAAAAGGGAGUUUUAUUGUAAAUUUCAAGUAACGGUAUACAUUAGUCAGAAGCAGAUCUGGUGCUUUGUUUGGUAGAGCCCGUAUGUUCAAGUAUGGGGUAGCAGUUAUAUGUAUCAUAUAUAAAAAGAAUACUAUUUGACGAUCGUUCAAUAAGAAAUGACCCAUUUUUUUAACGGCCAAAGGGAGGGGGGGAUGAAUGGCGCUUUUUGCAUUAUUUGAUAGUCUACCUUUGGGAGGGUUUACGCCUAGAAAGACUUUUUCAAGGAAACCUAACCAAACAAUACGAUGUAUUUCUAGCGUGUGAAAUUUGAUAUCUAAGCCCAAAUAGUGGUGUUCGUGAACCAGAAGAAUGAAUACAGUACACCAAAAACUGGAAUUCGACAGGGUCCUGAAUAAGUCUUAUUAAAGACGAAAAUUUAAAGCCGAAUUCCAGUUUUUGGUGUAUUGUCCCUAGUUUCUGCUUGUAGUACAUUAUGUUACGAAGCAGUCACGAUUAUAGACUUAAUUUAUAGUUCAUAUUUAAGAUCCCAAUGUUUUUGAUUGUUAACCAUUAAAAAUAAGAUCAAAUUUUAA